AUGGCUAAAGCUCCGAAAUUGACCAAGAAGCAGAAGAAAGCGCUGGCAUUUCGAGAGCGCAAGGCGAAGAACAAGGUCAAGGCUUUAGACGGAUUCGAAGACAAUGAUAUCCCUGUCGAGGAGAACCAAGAUGCUGUGGAAGCUGAAGUUCCGUCUGGCCAUGUGGAGGAUCAAGCGAGACGUCAGGAAUUGGAAGCGUCGGCAGGAGAAGAGGAUAAUCGGGUGGUGGAGAGCAGUCACAGCCUCAAGAAGCGCAAACGGCGGGAGGAGGAAGCAGGUAAAGGCGUCGAGGAUGAACCGAAAGCAAAAAAGCGGAAAGCGGCGGACAGUAAUGAACAUGAGGAUCCUUCCAUCAGUAGAUCGAGCAUACCGAAGGCGGUGGCAGAAUCAAAUGUGAAAGAAAAGCGGUUUAUUUUAUUUAUCGGUAAUCUGAAGUAUACAACCACGCAGAAGGCCAUACAAAUACAUUUUGCAGCGUGCGACCCGCCACCGACUGUCCGCCUCAUUACACCUAAGGCACCCUCCAGCGGGAAGCCCGUAACAAAGUCCAAGGGAUGUGCUUUCCUAGAGUUUUCAUCGCGCAAUGCCCUUCAGCAAGCGUUGAAAUUGCACCAGUCCGAACUUGAAGGGCGAAUGAUUAACGUGGAGCUCACAGCAGGCGGAGGCGGGAAGAGUGAGAGUAGAUUGGAGAAGCUUAAACAACGGAACAAAGAACUUCAUGAACAAAGGGUGCGUCUUCAUGAAAUGAUUGUCAUUCUCGGCGCGCCUGGUUGA
Molecule: messenger RNA, 774 nt
Organism: Fibroporia radiculosa
Lineage: Eukaryota; Fungi; Basidiomycota; Agaricomycetes; Polyporales; Fibroporiaceae
Exons: 3
Coding region: 1-774 (257 amino acids)
Molecular function (GO): RNA binding
Source: RefSeq, a predicted model, not a curated record